AUGGAGACUGGCAUGCUUGGCUCUCGGCCUGUGUCUACACCUAUUGAAGAAAAUCAUCGUCUUGCAUUGGCUGAAGGACCUUUGCUCUCUGAUGCAGCCCAGUAUCGUUGUUUGGUUGGUCGUCUCAUUUAUUUGUGCUUCACUCGCCCGGAACUCUCAUACAGUGUUCACAUUCUUUCUCAGUUCAUGCACCAGCCUCAUGAAGAACACUGGCAGGCUGCCUUACGAGUUGUUCGCUAUCUAAAAGGCCGGCCUGAGCAAGGUGUUUUAUUGCGCCGGGAAAACGAUUUUACCUUGCAUGCUUGGUGUGAUUCUGAUUGGGCGGGUUGCCCUCUUACUCGUCGGUCUCUCACUGGCUGGGUUAUUCUCCUUGGCAACUCACCAAUUUCAUGGAAAACAAAGAAACAGCAUACAGUGUCACGGUCCUCUGCAGAAGCCGAGUAUCGCUCCAUGGCUAAUACCACUUGUGAACUCAAAUGGUUAAAGGAACUGCUCUUGAGUCUCGGGAUCUCCCACACGCAACCCAUACCUCUCUCAUGCGAUAGUCAAGCAGCACUUCAUAUUGCUAAGAACCCUGUUUUUCAUGAGCGUACUAAGCAUAUUGAGGUUGAUUGUCAUCUUGUUCGUGAUGCUAUCAUCCAGGGCCUCAUCCUUCCCUCCUAUGUCCCAACAAAAUCUCAGGUUGCCGAUAUCUUGACUAAAGCUCUAAGCUCCCAUUCAUUCGCAUCAAUGUUGGACAAGUUGGGCAUUAGUAACUUACAUGCCCCAACUUGA
This is a messenger RNA of Arachis ipaensis, 774 nucleotides long. Lineage: Eukaryota; Viridiplantae; Streptophyta; Magnoliopsida; Fabales; Fabaceae. The record is from RefSeq and is a predicted model, not a curated record.